Molecule: messenger RNA, 1245 nt
Organism: Exophiala dermatitidis NIH/UT8656
Lineage: Eukaryota; Fungi; Ascomycota; Eurotiomycetes; Chaetothyriales; Herpotrichiellaceae
Product: zinc finger protein BrlA
Exons: 1
Coding region: 1-1245 (414 amino acids)
Source: RefSeq, a predicted model, not a curated record
AUGUUGCCGCAACUGGAAUCCGAGUUUGAGGGAGAUUCCUCCUUCAGUUAUGGAACCGAAUGCCCAUCGCUUUCAUCGAGUUUCCUACCUUCAGAUCAGUCUUCAGUGGGCUUCCAUGGCGCUCGCAGAGCUUCGUUGGCCUCGUCCAAUAGCUCAAUGUCACCAGAGGUGUUCUUCACCCCUUCGGCAAGGACGUCAAGUCCCACGACGCCCAUGAUGUUUGAUGCAGGCAUGCAACUAUCGUACAAACAAUACAUGAAGCCAGCAAAGUACCUGCACAUGGCUCAUCCCAUAUUCCACUUGCAGGACCAAGAGCAAGACCACCGAGACGAUGUUUGGAUGAGCAAUGUUGCUUCCAGCAACAGUCUUGGUCUCGUGGGUGGGAUGCCUGAUACUUUGAUGGCAAUGGCACACCAUCCUUUGGGCCAAGUGGAGCCAUCGUGCCUCGGUCAAAUGGCCACAAAUCCAGCUUUGACGGAUUCCAUCUUCAGCUCCCCAGAGCCCGGUCGGUUGCAUGUAACGCAUCAGGACCUGCUGCCAUGGGCCUCAGCCGACCUGCACCCACCAGCGGAGACUGUGGAGCCCAGUGCCACCUUUCAAGCCGUCCUCCCAAGCUCUCCGUUGUGCAAGCUGGAGCCAUCCACCCCGCUAAACAACCAUCUGGCUCACACAGCGGGAGCGAUGACCAGCAGUCCCUUGUCAUUCGUUUCGUCAAUGGUGGUCCCGUCACAGCGGCACAUCGAAGAACCGCCAUACAGCUCACUGGAAGAGUCGCUGAGAUUCUGUGACACCAAAAAACACCGAACAAAUCCCGAUCGGCUGCAUCGACGGAGUUAUGAGCGCAAGCGUCUAUCAGGCAUGUCGUCGAAGCCCAAGCCGGUGGCAGGCAAAUCUGGAAUGAACUGUGACCUAAUCAUCACAAAAAAUGAAUUUGCCUGUAGCUAUCCAGGCUGCAUUGACAAGAGCACGGGAGAGCAGAAACGAUUCAAGAGACAAGAGCAUAAAAAGCGACAUGAGAAGACAGUCCACGAACGAGAGAAACAUUCGGCAUAUCGGUGCUGGGUCCCUGAAUGUAACAGGCCAUUUUCCCGGACAGACAAUCUCAAAAGCCAUUUGAGAAAUACCCACUCCAAACGACCAGGAGUUCGUGGGAAUCGGUAUGUGGCAACUUUGGACAAAAACAGUGAAUACUAUGACCCAGAGUGGGUAGGCAACCUGGACAAGGAUGGGUACCCGAUCGUUUAA